Molecule: messenger RNA, 1740 nt
Organism: Metarhizium album ARSEF 1941
Lineage: Eukaryota; Fungi; Ascomycota; Sordariomycetes; Hypocreales; Clavicipitaceae
Product: GDA1/CD39 family protein
Exons: 1
Coding region: 1-1740 (579 amino acids)
Biological process (GO): nucleoside diphosphate catabolic process
Cellular component (GO): membrane
Molecular function (GO): nucleoside diphosphate phosphatase activity
Source: RefSeq, a predicted model, not a curated record
AUGGCUACAGCGGGCGUCCGAUUUCUUCCAGAGCCCCAACAGGCGUCACUUUUGAAGGGAAUUUGUAAAUUUUUGCAAACGAACACAGAAUUUCAUCUCCCUGAUUGUGACAAACGGGUUCAGGUUAUAUCGGGAGAAACAGAAGGAUUAUAUGGUUGGAUUGCAACGAACUACCUUUUGGGGGGGCUUGAUCAACCAAAGAAACACGCCCACGGAAAGGGUCAUCAUACCUACGGCUUUCUAGACAUGGGUGGCGCGUCGGCGCAAAUUGCCUUCGCUCCUAACACGACUGAAGCUGAGCGCCAUGCAAAUGAUUUAAAGUUGAUUCGAAUGCGACGUCUAGAUGGGUCAUCAGCUGAAUAUAGGGUCUUCACCGCGACAUGGCUAGGAUUCGGAGCCAACAAGGCCCGGUCUCGGUAUAUUCAAAGUUUGGUGGAAAGCUACGCCGAUUCAGUUGACAAAAUUCCAGAUCCAUGCAUGCCGAAAGGUCUCCGAAGUUAUGCUGGAGGGAUUUCAAGUCCUGGAAAAUCUACCAUCGAGAAGACUCUCGUCGGAACAGGCGCGUUUGAUGAGUGUUUGAGGAAAACCUAUCCUCUACUUCGUAAAGACGUGCCAUGCGACGAUCAUCCCUGCCUUCUCAAUGGCCAGCAUGUUCCAGCAAUAGAUUUUGAUAUCAAUCACUUCAUCGGCGUGUCAGAGUACUGGCAUACCACCCAUGGCGUUUUUGGCAAGGAGCAACAGGCGUACGAUCUCGCAAGUUAUCAGCAAAAAGUCAUCGCUUUCUGUAGCCGCGAGUGGGCUGCAGUGAAGGGCGACAUAGUCAAACGGAGGAAAACUACAGAACAAAAGAUUCAAGAAGCACAAGAAGCCUGCUUCAAAGCGUCUUGGCUAAUAAAUAUUCUAUAUGAAGGGAUUGGAAUCCCUCGGGUUGGUGUGGAUCAUCCGUCUAGAUCCAGUUUCAAUACAACACACGACAAGGCAGAAGAAGGAAAGCAGAGCUUCGUUAACCCGUUCCAACCAAUUGAUACUGUGGAGGGUGUGGAAGUGAGUUGGACGCUGGGAAAGAUGGUUCUUUAUGCGUCGGGCCAAAUAUCACCUCACCUCUCAUCAUUACCCGUUGGGUUUGGAAGCAAUGUAGCCCCGAAAACACCUCCUGAUUUCGAGCAGGCAGGAUCUACGCCUUUGACAUUGGACUCUUACGACGAUACUGAAGAUAGUGGUAUUGACGAUAACGCCACUCUCGGCAACCAAACCUUGUAUCGUAUCCUAGGUUUGAUGUUUGUGGCUUUAUUGAUCGUAUACUAUCUUCAACGGGCUGAUCGACGGCGUCGAAUACUGACCAUCUGGCGGCGAUGCCACUCCAGUCGCAUAUCACGGAGCGGACACAGGUUGACGAACCAAAUAUUCGGUCGCAGCCCAGCAAAUUAUGAAAGAAUCUUAGAACAAGGCGACGCUACCAGAUAUGAGCUAGAGGGCUACUCUGAAGAUCUCGAUGGCUCUGACAGUAGUGACGGAUUCCAUGCAAAUAGAUACAACGGGCCAGGGGCCCCUAAAAUCGUCCUGGGUGGUGUUGACGAGGGCCAACCACCAUCAGUAAUGGAUAGAACUGGACUAGUUCUUCGUACGGAAAGCAGGGAGCGACUGGCACCGAGUCUCCAAAUGUUAAAUGCUGGCAGGAGAAGCAGAGCAACUAGCCCGACUCGGUUGAAAGGCCCGCAUUGCUUGGGAGAGGAAGCUUAG